Nematolebias whitei (Rio pearlfish) is the source of this 1492-nucleotide messenger RNA. RefSeq names its product rhodopsin. The record is from RefSeq and is a predicted model, not a curated record. Gene Ontology annotation, molecular function: G protein-coupled receptor activity. Gene Ontology annotation, cellular component: photoreceptor outer segment; membrane. NCBI's taxonomy places the organism in Eukaryota, Metazoa, Chordata, Actinopteri, Cyprinodontiformes, Rivulidae. The transcript has a single exon. Gene Ontology annotation, biological process: visual perception; G protein-coupled receptor signaling pathway; phototransduction. The coding region runs from base 83 to 1147 and encodes 354 amino acids.
UAGCAAGGUCCAUCUGCAUCUCUCUCCCAAAAAGCCAAGAAGAAACAACUGAAGGGGCGGAAAGAAACCACAAGCCGCAACCAUGAACGGCACAGAGGGACCAUUUUUUUAUGUCCCUAUGGUAAACACCACUGGUAUUGUUCGGAGUCCUUAUGAUUACCCUCAGUACUACCUUGUCAACCCAGCAGCCUAUGCUGCUUUGGGCGCCUACAUGUUUUUUCUCAUUCUUGUUGGCUUCCCCAUCAACUUCCUCACUCUCUAUGUCACCAUCGAACACAAGAAGCUGCGAACCCCUCUAAACUACAUCCUGCUCAACCUUGCGGUGGCUGAUCUCUUCAUGGUGUUCGGAGGAUUCACUACAACGAUGUACACCUCCAUGCAUGGCUACUUCGUUUUAGGACGCCUUGGCUGCAAUCUGGAAGGAUUCUUUGCUACCCUUGGUGGUGAGAUUGGUCUGUGGUCACUGGUUGUUCUGGCUAUUGAAAGGUGGCUGGUUGUCUGCAAGCCCAUCAGCAACUUCCGCUUUGGUGAGAACCAUGCUAUUAUGGGUUUGGCCUUCACCUGGCUCAUGGCCUGUUCCUGUGCUGUGCCCCCCCUUGUCGGCUGGUCUCGUUACAUCCCAGAGGGCAUGCAGUGCUCAUGCGGAGUCGACUACUACACCCGUGCAGAGGGCUUCAACAAUGAGUCCUUUGUUAUCUACAUGUUCAUCUGCCACUUCCUCAUUCCCCUCACUACUGUGUUCUUCUGCUAUGGCCGCCUGCUCUGCGCUGUCAAGGAAGCUGCUGCUGCUCAGCAGGAGUCCGAGACCACCCAGAGAGCUGAGAGGGAAGUCUCCCGCAUGGUCGUUAUCAUGAUCAUCUCCUUCCUGGUUUGUUGGCUUCCCUACGCCGGAGUGGCUUGGUACAUCUUCACACAUCAGGGCUCCGAUUUUGGACCACUCCUCAUGACCAUCCCGGCCUUCUUCGCCAAGAGUUCCUCUAUCUACAACCCAAUGAUCUACAUCUGCAUGAACAAGCAGUUCCGCCACUGCAUGAUCACCACCUUGUGCUGCGGGAAGAAUCCCUUCGAAGAGGAGGAAGGAGCAUCCACCACUGCUUCCAAAACCGAGGCCUCCUCUGUUUCCUCCAGCUCUGUGUCUCCUGCAUAAAAGGAGCAAGAAGAAAAGGCUCCAGAAGCUACCAUCCAAGAAGAAGACUUCUGCCCUCCCAGGGAAACGACUGAAGGCUAAUGUCUAUAAAAAUAUCUUUCUUUUUGUAUUUUUACAAACCAGUUGGUUCAACCUAAAGACAGUUGCAGGAAAGGUCAGCCCAUUACAGAGUUGUUCCUGUAUGUACAGAAUAUCCAACUAAAUAAUCUUUGACAUGUUUUGUUUUUCCUCAGAAGAAAGGAGAAAGAACAUUUCACAGUUGGAUCUUAAAUGAUAACUGGCUUACUUUUGAAUGUAGAGGCAUGUAUUCAAGGCAAUGUAAAAUAAAACGCACUUUGCAAAUGA